GAGGCCAGGUGGGGCGCAGCGUAUGCGAUCGUACCCCCUAUAAAUUGCACAUGCACGUUGAUGGCAGCAUAAUGCGGAUCUAAACGCACAUGUCGAUAGUCGAGUAGUGUCGAGGAUCUAGGCAAUAUCUUUUCGGUGCAGCAGGACUCGCCACGAUGAUCGGAUAUCUUAUUCUCUUCUUCGCAACGUUGAGCGUUAUUCUAGCGGCUCCGCAAUGGUACGGGCCUCAUGCUUCUCCAGCUCCAUUAGGUCCAGAUGGUCGCGUGGUGGACACGCCGGAAGUUGCGCAACUGAAAGUUGCUCAUUUAAAUGCCCUAGCGGAAGCUAAUGCACGUGCACCGAAGGGACUGGGACCGAGUGGUUAUGCUGGACCUAGCGGGCCCUAUGCUUCCGGAAAUUAUAUUCCGCAUUACAGCGGACCACCGGCCCCAUUGGGCCCAGACGGUCGCGUAAUCGACACACCCGAGGUCCAACAAGCCAAGGCCGUACAUUUCUCUCUUUACAAUGCGGAAGCGCAACGCGUGCCGGCCGGUCCAGCUGAUCCAGUCGCCGCCGGCGCCUACGAUCCGUCCUGGAACAAUGGCGGCUAUAAUCCCGCUUGGGACGGUCCGGCUCACAACUACUAUUAAUUCGCAAACAAAAAUCGGAUCAAGACGACCCGAAACACGCACUCCCGCUUGUUUGACGGACAUCGAUAUGGCCAGCGUAAUCGAUCGAUCGGUCGCCCUGGACCGCUCGAGGUCCUCGCUCUCCUUUUUAGCUACCUCAGAGAAUUGGAAACAAGACUAAGAUAUCAUUAUCUACCUCCCAUGCGACGCUGAUGCAUCUCCUUGCUUUUUCACGUCGUUUUUCAUGCAUUUCCCAUUUAUUAUGCGCGAGUAUUUGUAUUUGGUACGUAUAUAUACGAUGGAAAAAAUACACGAUAUAUAUGAGAUCGA
Molecule: messenger RNA, 938 nt
Organism: Camponotus floridanus (Florida carpenter ant)
Lineage: Eukaryota; Metazoa; Arthropoda; Insecta; Hymenoptera; Formicidae
Product: pupal cuticle protein
Exons: 3
Coding region: 156-629 (157 amino acids)
Source: RefSeq, a predicted model, not a curated record